Molecule: messenger RNA, 1143 nt
Organism: Mesorhabditis spiculigera
Lineage: Eukaryota; Metazoa; Nematoda; Chromadorea; Rhabditida; Rhabditidae
Source: the annotation of a GenBank genome assembly
AUGAUUUUGGUCCUCGUGUUCUUCGCCACGACCGCCGUGCUUUUCUACGAGUUAUAUUGGAAGCGCAGGGGUUUGCCGCCAGGACCAACUCCCCUACCCCUGCUCGGCAAUUUGGAGGGUGAUAAAUUUGCGGAUCGAGCGACGUUGAAAGAUUUGUUUGAUCUCCUGAAAGGCGGCAACUAUGGCGUCAUCAAUUCAUGGGGUGAUAUCUGGCGAGAACAGCGAAGAUUUGUUUUGCAUACCCUGCGCGAUUUUGGCAUGGGCAAGAAUUUGAUGGAAGAGCGGGUAAUGCUCGAGGUCAACUUCCUUAUCGAUCGCAUGCGAUCACUUAAAACUGAUUUGGAUAUGCGGUCCGAAUUCGAUACCGCCGUUGGUUCCAUCAUCAACAACAUCUUAUUCGGAUACCGUUUCGACGAGAGCAAACAGCACGAGUUCAGGCUGAUCAGGGAGCUUCUGCGCAAGCUAGUGACUGGUGGACAAAAUAUCCUAUUUUUGGUACCCGCCCUCUUGCCCGUAUUUAGGAAGGUCCCGUAUUUCAAAGAACAUUUCUACGGUUUCGUCAACGGGCAUCAACAAAUCAUGGAUUUUAUCGCAACGCAAAUUGAGGCGAGGCGGAAAGAAGUGGAUUUUAGCAGUGAUAAGCAGAUGCACGAAGAAUUAGAUCGCGUAAUCGGUUCGGACCGGAUGAUUACGAUGGCUGACAAGAAUGAUCUGCCAUAUGUGAAUGCGGUUGUUAAUGAAACUCAAAGAACCGCAAACCUUCUCCCUCAAAAUCUACAGCGGAAGCUCCUCGCGGAUACGGUAAUCGGGGAUUAUGAAAUAAAGGCAGGCACCGUCGUUAUGCCCCAAAUCAGUGCGGUGCUCUACGAUGAACGAGUAUUCCCCGAUCCAUACGCCUUCAAGCCGGAGCGCUUCAUAAAUCCGGAUGGGUCAUCGAGGAAAUACGAUGAGCUUGUUCCAUUUUCUGUCGGAAAGCGACAAUGCGCCGGCGAGGGAUUGGCAAAAGUCGAGCUGUUCCUCUUCGUCGCAAAUUUGUUCCAGCGGUUUAAGUUCUCGGCCAAGCAAACCCCAUCAAUGAUAAAAAACCGCGGGGAAGUCGUCACCGCAAUGGACUAUUUGUGUGAUGUCCUGGAUCGACAUUUG